Molecule: messenger RNA, 1191 nt
Organism: Aegilops tauschii subsp. strangulata
Lineage: Eukaryota; Viridiplantae; Streptophyta; Magnoliopsida; Poales; Poaceae
Source: RefSeq, a predicted model, not a curated record
GCGCACCAGGUGGACUCUGCUGACUCGGGCCGAUCAGCGUGCGCAUAUUUGCAAAAAAAAAUGCUGCCUUUCCUUCUAAUCAACCCGCAAGACAGUCACCUGAAAUAAUUAUGUUUGAUUAAGCUGUUGACUCCGAUCGUUGCCCCCCAACUCCAGACAGCCAUGUUCGUCGGCCCCCUUUCUUUCUCUGCUCUUCGCUUUCCCUGCUCGUCGCCGCCGCCGUCCAGCUAGCCAACAUGGUUUCCUGGAGUGAUGGAUCCAGCUCCUCGUCACUGGGCGGCGACUCUGUCAGCAGUCCGGCUCCUCCCAUUGUUGUCUGCUCCGAAUGGAGCGGCCUUGCUGCAGAUCUACCUGCUAGAUGUGAACACCAAGCCAUAGUUGAGAAGUUUGUGGCCUUUGAGUCUGUGGACAAUGGAAGAAGAUUCCUGAGUUGUGCACAAAAGGAAGGGACUAAAUGCAGCUAUGUGCACUGGGUUGACCCAGAGUGGCCUCCUCAAUUGAAGAUGAGUCUAGCUAGGCUCUGGGACAUGUAUGAAGAUGAGGCCAAGCUCUGGCUCAGGAAAAAUGUUGUCAAUGCUGAAGAAAACUGUAAGAUGUUAGGACCGAAGGAACAUAUGGAAAAAUAUCUUAGAUUUUUUUAAGCUAGAUUUUGCUAAGAUGGUGGCUGAGAAGGAGGAGGCAAUUGCCCAAUUGGGAAGCACACAGCUUGCUCUUUCCGACCUAAAGCAAGAGCUUGAGAAGAAGAAGUUGUCUGAUAAAUCUACCACUAGCAUUCAUCAGGUGGUGAGUGCUAAGGCAGAGAAAGAGAGGGAUCAGAUGAUGCAAGAGAGGGAUAAAUUGAUGGAAGAGAGGGAGCAGUUGAAGAAAGAGAAGAAGAAGCUAGACUACAUGAUUGGUGACUUAUUCAAGCAUAAGGAAGACACCAAGUGCAAGAUAAUGAAGGUUAGGGAGAUGCUAGAUGAAAUUGAGUGAUCCAUUGUUGUUGUAAUGUCUGUUGAUCUUAAUAUGGUGUACUUUUGUAAUGAAGUUGUUUCAGUGGGCUUGUUUAAUUUGGUGAAUUAGUAUGAGUGGACUUGUUAAAUUUGGUGUAGCCCACAUUUGAGUGACCCAUUGAAGUUGUUUGGGUCAGUGUACUUGUUUAAGUUAGUGGAUUAGUAUCUUUGAUGGAAGAUGACUGAAUUAUUUGAUGCA